This is a messenger RNA of Chenopodium quinoa (quinoa), 1749 nucleotides long. RefSeq lists its product as uncharacterized. Lineage: Eukaryota; Viridiplantae; Streptophyta; Magnoliopsida; Caryophyllales; Amaranthaceae. The transcript has 2 exons. Bases 1 to 1749 code for a protein of 582 amino acids. The record is from RefSeq and is a predicted model, not a curated record.
AUGGGGGUGCCGCUAGCUAAUCAUGGUGAACAAUCCAAUCAAGCAAUGAGUUCACCAAGGCACCGCCGGGAAGAAACUCUGGUAAGGACACAUACCACACCGCGUCAUAUAGAGGGGCAAUCGUCAAGCCGUACUGUGAUUACAAGAACCCAUCAGCAGAGGAGUUCCCAGGUUAAAGGGCAGGUACCGCGCACUGUGGUACAAUUAAGAGCAUCACCAUUUGCGCAAAGCAUCUUGGAUCAGCCGAUGGAAAAGAUCAAGAUGCCGACAUGUAGGUAUGACGGAAGAGGAGACCCGAGUAGAUUCAUAACGUCAUACGAGGGGCAUAUAAUGCUUUACACAAAUUCAGAUGUUGUGUGGUGCAAGGUCUUUCCGACUACAUUAAUUGGAGUUGCAGCCGAUUGGUUCAACAAUGUGGAAAAUGGGAUGAUAGAUAGUUUCGAAAAGUUAACCGAGAUGUUUAUAGGGCAGUAUGUUAUCAACAGCGUGCGGCAGAGAACAUCAGGGGAAUUGAUGGCAGUAGAGCAAAGGGAAGAUGAUUCUUUGAGGGAUUACAUCAGGCGGUUCAACAAUGAGGAAAACACAAUUCCAAAGUUGCAGCAAGAGAUAGCUGUAAUGGCUCUCAUGAACGGCCUGAAUGAUUCUGAGUUCAAGCGUUAUCUUACACGAAAGAACUUCUCGAUGCUGGCAGCUGCAUUUAACAAGGCCCAUGAUUAUAUCAAGAGUGAAGAAUUGAUGAAAACAAGUAGUAAGAGUGUAGCUGCUGGUAAGGGUCAGCAUCAGUAUGAAGGGUCGGCAUCUGGAAGUGGAAGGCCGAGAGCUCCGAUCCCAGGAAGGGGAGGGGGAAAUCGACAGGAGUUCAGAGUUGCAAAACCUCCAAUGCGAUAUAGUUCAUACACGCCCUUGAAUACACCAAGAGCAGCGAUUUAUUUAGUUAAUCAAAAUAGAGAGGAAUGGACAAGGCCGAUUCCGAUGAAGGCAAGACCAAGAGAUGCUAAGAAGUACUAUAUGUUUCAUAGAGAUGUGGGUCACUAUACCGAAGAGUGCACGCAAUUGAAAGACAACAUUGAAGAGUUGAUAAGGAAAGGCCACUUGACUCAAUAUCGGUUAAGUGCAAGAGGAGCUCAACCACCUCAAAGGCAGAUAGAAAGGCACCAAUUGGAAGCAAGGCCUGAAAGGUUACAAGGAGGAGUGGUCCGACAGGGAAGUGACGGAAUGCCUCCCGUCUCAACUAGAAGGAGGGUAGAUGUGAUAACUGGAGGGCCGGUUCAUGGAGGAACAGUUAGCGGGGCCAAGAAGCAUCUGUCUGAGCAUCGUCACAUUAUCAAUGCCCUGGAUACCGACAACCGCCCUCGGCCAGCAUCAAUCCCAGAUCUUGUAUUUACAGAAGAAGACGCUAGGGGCAUUGUAUUUCCACAUGAUGACCCACUGGUAUCUUACCCAAUUAUUGGGUUUAAUGGGUCGACAGUGAGACCAGAAGGAAGCAUAGUCUUACCGGUACGGUUGGGUGAUGGGCCGAGUGCGAGAGAUGUGAUGGAGGAGUUUUUGGUGGUCAAUGUCCCGUCAGCUUAUAAUGCCAUUAUCGGCAGACCGAUAAUACAUGAUGUACAAGCAGUUGUAUCGACAUACCAUUUGACAAUAGCUUACGUAUCAAAUUUAGGAGUUGUUGAAAAGGUUCACGGAGGGCAGGUGAUGGCAAAAUCUUGCUAUGUAACAGCUUUGAAAAAUCCAUCUGGGGAGGAUGUGUGA